Pocillopora meandrina is the source of this 477-nucleotide messenger RNA. NCBI's taxonomy places the organism in Eukaryota, Metazoa, Cnidaria, Anthozoa, Scleractinia, Pocilloporidae. The record is from the annotation of a GenBank genome assembly.
UUUGCUGUUAUUCCUUACAUACAGGGUGUUACUGGACCCAUCAAGAGAAUUUUGAAUAGCCACAACGUUAAAGUUGCUCAAAAACCUUUUCAGACUUUGGGGCAUGUUUUCGCCAAACCUAAGGAUCCUGUCGCAAAAGAACAACGAACCGACGCCAUUUAUUCUAUUCCUUGCAAUGACUGUGACAACGACUACAUCGGACAGACCAAACGCCAGUUUGGCACACGGUUAAAAGAGCACCAAAAAGCGGUUUUUCUUUGCAAAAAGGAAAAUUCAGCUUUAUCGGAGCAUACUUGCCUAACCAACCAUACAAUUGGGUGGGAUAAUUCUAAAAUUAUCACCACUAAUCGGUGUUACCACCAGCGCCUUUGUUUGGAGGCUUGGCACAUUAACUCCGCCCACGCUCCUUUAAAUCGUGACGAUGGCGGUCUGCUUCCUGACGCCUAUUUACACCUCGUCAGAAAAAAAGGCCGCUAA